Messenger RNA from Chenopodium quinoa (quinoa), 2471 nucleotides. Its product is annotated as cysteine-rich receptor-like protein kinase 10. Bases 143 to 2155 code for a protein of 670 amino acids. Gene Ontology annotation, biological process: protein phosphorylation. The record is from RefSeq and is a predicted model, not a curated record. The transcript has 7 exons. Gene Ontology annotation, molecular function: ATP binding; protein kinase activity. Lineage: Eukaryota; Viridiplantae; Streptophyta; Magnoliopsida; Caryophyllales; Amaranthaceae.
AUGUACUUCGUAUUUCUUUAUUAUUAUCACACAUUAUUUAUAUUUCAUAUCCUCCUUUAUUUUUUUUUAUCUAAAAUAAUCCCUCCCUCAUCAAGAUUAUACUUUCUUCAUCAAAAUUAUCAUAAUUAUUAUUCUGUAUACUAUGAAUCUAGCAACAAAUUCCAAACUAAUUAUAAUAAUUACCCUCUUACUUCAAUUAAUUUCCAAAUCAACUUCCAAUCCUACUUAUCUCUAUAGCAUUUGCUCAAACACCACUGAAUUUACCACAAAUAGUAAGUACCAUACCAACCUCAACACCCUCUUCAAAUCCCUCUCCUCCAACGCCACCAACAACCCCACCGGCUUCUACAUCACAUCUGCUGGCACCAACACAAGCGAUGUCGUCUACGGCCUAUUCCUCUGCCGCGGUGAUCAAAACAUCACCGCGUGCAGGGAUUGUGUCAAGACCGCAACCACAACAGGCCUACCAAAGACAUACUGUCCCAAUAGAAAAAUCGCGGUAAUAUGGUACGACGAGUGUACCGUAAGAUACUCUAACGAAUCGCUCCUUGGAAAAAUGGAGCAAUCACCUAAAGUGUUCUUAACCAACACUCAAAAUAUGACUGGAAAUCAAACCGCGUUUUCUGAUCUUUUAGGAAACACAAUGAGUAGUUUAUUAGAUCAGACUUCGAAUAGUAAGUCGGGUAAAAAAUAUGCAACAAAAGUGGCGAAAUUUAACAGCUUGAAGAAUCUCUAUGCAAUGGAGCAGUGUACUCCUGACUUGAGCGCCUCAGAUUGUAAUCAAUGCUUGACGAUUGCGAUCGGGUCGCUCGACGUUAAGAUGGGUGCUCGUGUUAUGCAGCCUAGUUGUUUUGUACGCUACGAGACUUACCCGUUUUAUAAUGGUGCCACUAAUUUCUCUACGCCACCGUUGCCGUCGCCGUCGCCGUCGCCGGGUACUAAACCUGUUGUUAGUAAUGGGAAGGGACAUAGAAAAUUAUCAGCCAGGAUCAUUGCCGCCAUUGUUGCUCCAGUUUCUGUUAUAUCAUUGAUAAUACUUGCUUUAGUAAUUUGUUUUAUUAGAAAGCGGUCUAAGAAAUACGGUGCUUUACCUCCACAAAAUGAAAAUGAAGAUUUCACAACUGCUGAUUCCUUGCAAUAUGAUCUAAGUUCACUUCAAUAUGCAACAGCGAAUUUUAACGAUGAAAAUAAGUUAGGUGAAGGUGGAUUCGGUGGUGUAUAUAAGGGUACUCUGUCAAAUGGACAAGAAAUAGCAGUGAAAAGGUUAUCGAGAGGUUCAGGGCAAGGCGUACAAGAAUUUAAGAACGAGGUUUUGUUGGUGGCCAAGCUUCAACAUAGAAAUUUAGUGAGGUUACUUGGAUUUUGCAUAGCAGGAGACGAAAAACUGCUUGUGUAUGAAUAUGUACCCAACAAAAGUCUUGACUACUUCCUUUUUGAUCCUGACAAACAAGCGUCAUUGGAUUGGGAAAGACGCUAUAAAAUCAUACAAGGGAUUGCUCGAGGAAUGCUUUAUCUCCAUCAAGAUUCUCGUCUUAGAAUCAUACAUCGUGAUCUAAAAGCAAGCAAUGUGUUGUUAGACGUGGAUAUGGUUCCUAAAAUUUCAGACUUUGGCAUGGCUCGGAUUUUCGGAGUAGACCAAACCCAAGGAAACACAAGCAGAGUUGUUGGAACUUAUGGCUACAUGUCUCCAGAGUAUGCAAUGCAAGGACAUUUUUCCGUGAAAUCAGAUGUAUACAGCUUUGGUGUACUAGUGUUGGAGAUUUUAAGUGGUAAAAGGAAUACUAGUUUCUACCAAUCAGGGGAGGCUCAGGACCUUUUAGGCUAUGCAUGGAAGCAGUGGAAUGAUGGGGCACCCUUGGAAUUUGUGGAUCCAAGUAUAAGGGAUUCGUGCUCGGUAAAUGAAGUCCUAAGAUGCAUACACCUUGGCUUGCUGUGUGUUCAAGAGUCUGUAGACGAUAGACCUACAAUGGCAACAGUAGUCCUCAUGUUAGAUAGUUACUCUGUCACUCUACCGGUACCACAAAACCCGGGUUUCUUUAUCAAAGAUAGGACAGGAUCAAACUUUGGCAACUCGGUAUGGUCAGAUCAAUCGACUAGCAAGUCUAUGCCUUGGUCUGUGAAUGACGUCUCUAUCUCUGAAAUGGAACCGAGAUAAAGGACGUGGAUCUAUGUGGGUGCCUGGGUGGCACGCACUAAAAUUACUUUAGAUUUUUUUAGUUCAAAAUUCGGCUAUAUUGAUGAUAUAAAAGGUUAUGUCUGUAUAAUUAUUCACCAAGUGCCCCUUCAUAAAUAGUAUCCUAAGGCCCUGUUUGGUAAUAGCGUUUGAGGUAGCGAUUAGCGUUUUGACCAGUCAAAACACUGCUAGUAAAAAAAUUAAUCUGCCUUUUUGGUAAUGUAAUAUUGUUUCCUGUUAAAUCAUGCUUGAUUAUACAUAUACUAUAAACGUGAAAUACAAAGAUUGUUUGUUUUAA